Cyprinus carpio (common carp) is the source of this 6866-nucleotide messenger RNA. RefSeq names its product mucin-like protein. Gene Ontology annotation, molecular function: calcium ion binding. The record is from RefSeq and is a predicted model, not a curated record. Lineage: Eukaryota; Metazoa; Chordata; Actinopteri; Cypriniformes; Cyprinidae. Gene Ontology annotation, biological process: cell-matrix adhesion. Bases 373 to 6408 code for a protein of 2011 amino acids. The transcript is spliced from 25 exons.
AUAAUCUAGAAUUUGUGUAAGAAGUAAAGGUACUCUCAACACAAAACACUGACUACUGAAUGCUGCUCUUUACUGUUGCAGCCUUUAUUUUACACCCCGAGGCGAGUUAAAGCCCAAUGGGAGUACUACACUUACUAGGAGAGAGAAACAUAAUCACAGGAAUAUCUGGGUGUUCCCUAUGAUGCUGGUUUAGGAUGUCUCAGGUGCUGAGAUGGGUCAUUAUGCUUUGUACCAGGAAAGACAAAGUGUUGUAACUUGGGCAGAAGUGUAAGAAUAGAGAAGGUAAGUCGCACACCUUCCGAAUCCUGAGAAGGACCCACUUGCUCUGUGUACUAAUGUCCACCUUAUAGGACAACCAGCCAUCAGUGAGAUAUGCGAAGUCUUCUGCUGUAUCUGCUUUGCCUGUGUACUGUGUUCAGGUUAACAACUGCAGCUGCAGAUCUCAGUGACUGUGCAGCUGCAGGGAGCAUAUGCCACACCAAUGCAGACUGCUUCAAAACACGUGAAGAUAAGUUUCUCUGCAUGUGCCGAAUGGGGUACAGGGGCACUGGAUUGCAAUGUCAAGACAUUGAUGAGUGUACAACUGGUCUACACAGCUGUCAUGUAAAAGCAGUCUGCAGUAACACUCUGGGCAGUUACAUCUGUUCAUGUCAAAAUGGUUAUUCUGGUGAUGGUUUCCAAUGCCAAGAUAUCAAUGAGUGUCAAACUAAUAAUGGUGGCUGCCAUGUCAAUGCACUUUGCACCAACAGAGAUGGAGGAAGAGACUGCAGUUGCAGGUCUGGUUUCACUGGAAAUGGAUUUCAGUGCAAUGAUGAUGAUGAGUGCGCAAGACCAGGAAUCUGCCACUGGCAUGCCACGUGCACCAACAACCCUGGCUCCUAUGUGUGCACAUGCAAUGCAGGCUACAAAGGCAAUGGAAAUUAUCUCUGCCUUGACGUUGAUGAGUGUUCAGAGACUCCUGGUGUGUGCUCUGCUUUCUUUGGGUACAAAGGUUGCAAGAACCUGCCAGGAACUUACUCCUGCCUCUGCAACAGUGGUUACCAAAGCAACGGACAGACAUGUGAGGACAUCAAUGAAUGUGAAAUCAACACCUGCAGCUCAUUUGCUGAAUGUACAAACUUACCAGGUUCAUAUCGUUGUACCUGUCCUGAAGGAUUUGUGGGAAAUGGCUUGGCGUGCGUAGACAUUAAUGAGUGUGACAGAAAGAACAGCUGUGACCCUAACGCAAUAUGUACCAAUUUGCUAGGAAGCUACGAAUGCUCUUGCCGUCCUGGGUUUCUGGGCACGGGAACAAAGUGUACUGACAUUAACGAAUGUACCACCAAUAACAUUUGCCCAGCCAACGCUGCAUGUGUCAACACUGCAGGCUCAUUCUUCUGUGACUGUGGGUCAGGCUACAGCUUUAAUCAAACCCAGUGUAUGGAUGUGGAUGAAUGUGCCACAGGACAUUGCAGUGCUUACGCCUCUUGUGAAAACUUACCUGGUUCAUUCAUCUGCGCAUGUCUAGCUGGUUUCGAAGGUGAUGGUUUAGUAUGUGAGGAUGUGGAUGAGUGUGCCAAAGAAAGGCGGUGCCAUGUUAAUGCACUCUGUAUUAAUGUACCAGGUAAAUACAACUGCAGCUGUAUGGUGGGAUACACAGGUGAUGGUGUGUCGCAGUGCACAGAUGUGAACGAGUGUCUUGUUGAUAACGGUGGCUGCAAAAACAGAGCAACAUGUGUCAACAGUAAGGGGUCUUUCUCUUGCGUUUGCCCCUCAGGCUUUGAGCUAAUCAAUCGUACCAUCUGUCAGGACAUAGAUGAAUGCAAGGUAUCUGAAAAGGCAUGUGGCAUCAAUGAGCAGUGCUCAAACAUGGAAGGGUCAUAUUCAUGCCAGUGUAAAGCAGGCUUCAGGCGAAUCACUGAUGAUUUAGACUGCUCUGAUAUUGAUGAAUGUGAACAGCAAAAACCUUGUCACCAGAAUGCCACAUGCUCGAAUUUAGCAGGCUCCUUCUCAUGUACCUGCAAUCAUGGCUUCUCAGGAAAUGGCAAAACAUGUGAGGAUAUAAAUGAAUGUGCAAUUGAGAGAAUGUGCCAUCUACAUGCUAACUGCUACAAUUAUCCUGGUGACUUCUCGUGCAUUUGCCACCAGGGCUUUACAGGAGAUGGUACCACCUGUACAGACGUGGAUGAAUGUGUCCUUUCAAAUAAUACUUGCCCAGACAUCUCUGUGUGCGUCAAUUCCCCUGGAGCAUAUGUCUGUUCUUGUCUGAAUGGCAAAGUAGCAUACAACAACACUUGUGUCCUCCCUAGUCGUGAAUGUGAUCCUGCCUGCCAUCCACAUGGACUGUGUCAUCCUUCACCUUCAGAAUACCAGUGUGUGUGUGAUGUGGGAUUUAAAGGGGAUGGACUCACUUGCUCAGACAUCGAUGAAUGUGAAGAGAAUGUGUGCCCAAAGAAAGAGACGCAAUGUGUCAAUAACCCAGGAUCCUUUGAUUGCAUUUGCAAAGUGGGUUACACUCUUAAUGGAACAGAAUGCAUAGAUCUGGAUGAAUGUGAAUCUGGAGUCAAUAACUGCAGCAAGUUUGCACAGUGUGUCAACACAAUUGGCAGUCAUCUGUGUUCCUGUCUCAAUGGCUUCACUGGUAAUGGAAAAAACUGCUCUGAAAGUGACCUGUAUCCAUUUGGAGAGGAAGUAGGUGAUGCUGGGUUGCCAAAGACAGAGGCAGAUGGAAAUACUCCAUACAUCACUCCUCCUGCAGGCUUUCCAUUCAUCGGCAAAAUAUAUGAACGACUGUUUUUUUCAGAUAACGGCUUGGUGCAGUUCCAAUCAGUCAUUGAGAAUGAGAAACUGUUGUUCCCUGCUCCAUUCCCAGAGGGUUUCAAUGGUAAUGAGGGCCAGCCUAUGCUGGCUGUGUUCUGGGAUGAUGCUGACCUUACCCUUGGUGAUGGAAAACUGCUAUACCAGGAAUACAGUCUCCUUAAUAUAUCUGACAUCUAUGCUGAGGCAAUAUUUCAAAGAACAGCACACGAUGUUAGCCAGUUUGAGACUCAAAGGGGCAAACCCCCCUUUUCCCCCUCUUGGAUAGUGAAAAUCACAUGGGAUCACGUUUUGCCCGUGUCCUAUCAAAAGAUCAACUUCUCUGAGACCAACACCUUCCAGUGCAUUCUGACCACAGAUGGACUACGUUCAUUUGCUCUGCUCCGCUACAGUGACAUGAACUGGGGUCCAGGACAGAGGACUAAUCAUAAUGCUCUUAUAGGCUACACUGAUGGUAAGAGCAACUUUCACAAUGAGGUUCCAAAGCCACCGGACAACCUAUUCAGGCCAGGAGGGCGUUAUCGUCCCCAGACUGUCAUGGGUAACACAGGCAAACUGGGGCAGCUGGUGUAUGACCUUACUGGCUCCCCUGAAGCCAGCUCAGAUCCUCAGAGGCAAUGCCAGAUAUGGGCCUUCAAUGAGCCAGAUCCUAAAGAAUGGGCAUUAGGACUGGCACCUUGUCCCUGCACUCGUGUUCAAGCACAGGAGGACCUGGCUUUUAGCCUUGAGAAUCCACCAUCAGAACAGAUGGCACAAGUGAGGGAUCUGAGAGCUCUUAGGUGGGGUGGCAGCAGGGGCCGUGUCUUUCAGUCUAUCCUGUUUAACAAACAAAGUGCAGGAAAGAGAUGUGUGUAUGAUCCAGAGGGCCCCCUACUGGCUGGAUACAGUGAACGGUUCUUCACUGAGGACAAGAUGCAACUACAUAUAGACAAGGAUCUUUUACCCUUCCAGUGGUGCUGUGUUCAGUCUCCUCUGUGUAACAUGUACUUGGCAAAAAGACCACUAGACCGGUGCCAAGGUUACAGUUGGAAUAGCUCUGACAGCAGUAUACCUGGGAACAGGGGAGCACCAGGCAUUGGCAUGGUAUAUGGCAGUCUCCACUUUAUUACCUUUGACGGGAGUGAGUAUACCUUCAAAGGCUUGGGGGAGUACGUUAUCGUCCGUCUCUCCUCCAGCACGGGAUCAAACAUCUUCACCUUGCAGGGACAAACAGCAGUUCUAGUGGUCAACCAGCAGCCCAAACUGGUGCCUGCUCUGGUACGAUUAGCCGCCUACUAUCAGGGUGCUGGAAAGGUGGAGUGGCAAUGUGCCGAAUCUGGUGAUGGACUUAAGGUCUUGGUUAAUGAUGAGGUCAUUCCUGUGUCUGUUGGAGUGGUGCACGUAAAUGUGCGGGGCUUUGCGGUGCGCUGUACCUCUGUGAGCCGCUGCGCAGUGGUGUACGGCGAGGGCCUGAAUGUGAUCGUGUGGAGAGGUGAUGCCGGGAGGCUGAGCUCUCUGGUGGAGAUCCCACAGAGGUUCUACAACCGUACACUGGGUUUACUGGGACUCUGGAGCUCCAACAGGACAGAUGACUUCCUGCUUUCCAAUGGCCGUAUGGUGCCUUUUCUGAAUAACAACGUCCCCUCUGAACAGAGUCUGCUUCCCUUUGGACAGUCAUGGGCUGUUCCUGUUCCUGAGAGUCUUCUGCUGUCAGAGCCUCCUAGUGCUCCGUUCAGUCCUGUCAUGACAGAGCAGCUGAUGUCCUCAGUGAGCCCAGACGUGCUGGCCAGACACAGUCAGACCUGCCAGGGCAGCAUGCAGUGUGUGCAUGACAUCCUGGCCACAGGAAACACCAACCUUGGCCAGGAUGUUCAGAAAGACCAGCAGCAACUUCAGAGCCGAGCACAAAUCUAUGGAAACCUGCCGCCCAUUGUGGAAGAGCCAUUUGUUAUCAUGUGUAGAGUCAAUAGUACAGUUAGAGUUCAGUUCAAGGCUCAGGAUCCAAACAGAGACCAAAUCACCUUCUCCCUGGGCUUACCACGCUCUCCACGGGUCACCAUCGGCAGCAGUGAUGGUGUCCUCGUGUGGACCCCUUCUGGUAUUCAGCCAGUCAAUCUGACAAUUCAAGUGAGCGAUCAAACAUCCAGUUCUGUGAUCACCCCGGUUCUGCAGCUCUGUAACUGUAUGAAUGGAGGAAGCUGCCAGUACAACAGUGUGGUGGAGAACCAUCUGCAGGGAAAGUUUCAGGUUGUAGGAUGUCUCUGUCCACUGGGUUUCAGUGGCAAGUACUGUGAUAACAGAGCAGAUGUGUGUAAAGGCAAGCCCUGUUUUCCUGGUGUGGAAUGCAUAAGACAGAAAGAAGGAGACCUCUUCACAUGUGGACCGUGCCCUCCUCCCACUGUAUACCAGGGCAAACAAGGAUACAAGUGCUUAGAAAAUGACUUCUGCCUCCCUCCGUUCCCCUUCCCUUGUCAUGAGAUGGCAGACUGCACCAGCACCGGCUACAAUUACACAUGUAAAUGUAAGCAUGGCUACAGUGGCGAUGGAAAAGAGUGCAAAGAUAUUGAUGAGUGUCUGGACCCCUCAGCCUGUCCAAAUGCUAAAUUUGAAUGUGUGAACAUGCCGGGAUCAGUGCGCUGCUCUUGCCGUUAUCAGAAGACCAGAGACACUGACGGAUGCGGUGAAUCUGCUAAUCCCACAGGAUGGAAUAUUUUUAAUGUGUCCAUGGGCUGGGGAAAGCAGACGUCAGCACCAGGACUGAGUAAGCUGCAGGAGAUCCUGUCAAUGGGUUUCCAGAACAAGUUCUACAACGCCACUGCUAUAGCUCCUGAUUCACCAUCAGCAGGCAGGCAGAAUGAGUACAGGAUCAAUGUGUCCAGUGACACGCCGCACUGGUAUGUCAUGGACUACCUGACCCGAGUCAGUCAGUACUACGGCAUCCGUUCAGCAUUUGUGGAUGACCUUGAUGAAUGUAAGACAAAUGAGGCUCCGUGUUCAAAAAGAGCCCAGUGUGUCAACACCUAUGGGGGCUACAGGUGUGUGUGCAAUGGCACUGAUCUAAAGGAAGAAUCACAGUCAUGCAUAUUAGACUGGAACAGCGUUAACCGCACAGACGUGUCAGGUGCUCAGACUAUGGAGGAUAAGAAGUCACUAAUUUUGGGGCUGGUCCUGGGCAUUGGUAUUCCCCUCCUGUUGCUGCUGUUGCUGGCGGCCCUCGCCUGCUUCUGCUGCUGCUCGCGCAAGAAAACCAUCUCUGGGGAUAUUCCUCAUCUGCUGCCAGAGUACAUUAAGGAGUACAACCCUCCGUUCAACUUUGACGACCCCUCUCUGCACUACAUCACCCACGUCAGCCCGCGUAUCCUUGAUAACCUCACACCUCAACAGAAGCGCCGAUUCCUCAUCUGCUGCCUGAGUACAUUCAGGAGUACAACCCUCCAUUCAACUUUGACGACCCCUCUCUGCACUACAUCACCCACGUCAGCCCGCGUAUCCUUGAUAACCUCACACCUCAACAGAAGCGCCGGUAUCGAUAACACAGGCCUUGUGCGGUUCAUGCAGCAUCAGUGCAGAUGUACAUUUGUGUUUAAAAUUUAUCUCAAUAUGAUAUUAUUUAUAUUAAAAAGAGACUGCUGACUUUUAGUCAUGUGUGAAAGUGAAAGAGCGCCAGACACAUGCAAAAGAAACACGUAGUGAUAUGUGAGCAACAAGUUCUGCAGCAUUAUUGCCUCAGUUAUUUGAAGAUACUAACUCUUGUAAAGAGAAUAAUGUGCAUAUGCAGUGUAUGCAUUACAGUAAUAAAAGUAGUGGUAAAAUGUGCUUUAAUGUUAUGAAAUAGUGUCAAAUGAUUUUAGAUUGUUGGUGAAAUAUGGCAUUGAAAUAACGGUCAAUAUGAUCUUACACAUAAGUGAAAUGUUUCUCUGGUCAGAAUUAUCCUUUUGACUACAAAGUAACUAAAUAUGUGUACAGUAUGUCAUCUAUAAGCAAAAAUAUAUGGCACCAUCAAACCCACUCAAACACUUUGUCUUAAAAUACUUAGCAAUGUUUAUGAUAUUUCUAUACUUCUUUCCUCAAAUAAAAUAAAAUAAAAAUCA